CAAACCAAACCGUAUCAAAAAGGCGGGAAGAAACGUCGUGAGCUACUGUGUUGAUAAAGACAGUGUGAAUUUGCUCCAGUAAUAUAACUAAAAAUAAUAAUAUCACCAUAAAUUUAUUUCUAUCAAUGUCAGACAAACUUUGUACACACGAUUAAUACUAUAUAAUAUUAGUGUAUUUAUGUUUGAUGUUUGUAGUAGUUUGUAAAUUAUUUUCAAUGGAGAAACGUGCAGCUAAAAAUCUUGUUAUUUAAAAAUAUCUCUAAAAAUAAAACAGAAAUAAUAAAGAGUUGUGUGUAAUAUUGUUUUUGAAACACUUGCAAAUAAAACCCAAAUAUGAAAGAUAUUAAGCAAUAUUUUGCCAAUGGUACAAAAGUUGUGAGGAAGGAGAUAAUUGCUGACAAUUCUGGCAGUAUCAUGCAGCAAGAAGACCAAGAGGAAAUGAUCACUACUGGUAAACGUAGACGAGUAAAGAUUCGAAUAUCAAGUAAUGGCUUCAGACGAACAUGCAAUGUGGUUGAAAGUAAAAAUGAUCUAAUUGACAAAACACCUAGUCCACUCAAUAGUAAAUUAAAUGACAAAACUGUGCAAGAUGCAACACCAAAGUCCUGUGUAACUAACUCCAGUUUAAAACAAGGUUUUAAGAAGGAUUCUAAGCUUUCUACAAAAACAAAUGCAAGUCAAAGGUCUAAAACUGCAAAGAAUAUCUUACAUGAUAAAGAAAGGUUAGAUAACAAAAGUACUUUAGACUUAGACAAUUCAGAUAUACAGCAUAUCAACAUUCAGAACAGCAGAGAUAGCUCAAAUACAGAGGUUCAGAGUGAUAAUGAUUUCCAAGAAGAGUCAAAUGCUUUUCAUGUUCUAAUGAAUCAUAACAAACCAACACAGUUAUCGCCGCCGCAGCAAUCUGUAACUGAUGCCAAGAGUAAAGAAAAAUUGGAUGAUGUCAAAGAUAAGAGAUUUCAGCAUAAAGAGAAAUUAAUAGAGCUAGCUAAUAAAAAAGGUUAUUCAAAAAGAAAACUUGCAGAAAUAGAAGAAGGUGAAAGAAUAGAAAAGAUAAUAGAAAAACGUAUGAGCUUUUUCAAAAGUGACAAAGAUGAUACGCCUAAAAGAAGUGAUAACAAUGGAUUGUCAGUAAAAAGUAACAAGCCUGGUAACUUGCUAGAUUACUUUAGCAAAUCACCAUUGGAAUUGACAAGUAAAGAUGAACAAUGUGUGACUACUUUUGUUGUAAAAGCAGAUGUGCAUAGGGCAGAUAAUUCUGAUGAACUUGUAAAUACAGCAGUAUCCAAUGAGAUACAUUUGAAGAAAACCAAUAGUUCAAAGUCGAAGAUCGAUGUUUCUACGAUAAGUAAUAUUCACGUUGUAAAAUCUGAAAAUUUAUCUUUGUUGCAUACUACUAAGGAAAACAAGCAAAAGAGAGAGAAAACUUGGUCUUUACGAAUAAAACUACAUUCCCCUGAAGAUAAUAAUCCUUCAAAUGAUAGUACGGAUGAUGAAUUAUUUUCACCGAAAAGCAAAUCAAAGUUGAAUAUGUCUCGUAAGUUUCGGAAGUCUGGAAAUACAGAUGAGAAAAAUAAUAUGAUCUCUUUGAAAAAGAAUAGUCAUAAUCAUAUUAAAACCAUAAUGGAAAACAAGGAGAAAGAGAUGGACUCUGCUAACGACGUUGUUAUUAACGAUAAAAAUCAAGAUGUUGAUUCAUCUUUGGAAAAAUCUUCUGAAAAUAGACAAACAAAAGAACAGAUUAAUAAUAUAGAUGAAACAAUCACGUUGAACGAUUCAGAUUGUGAAAUUAUUAAUGAAAACGUUUUGAAGAGAAAAAAACCGAAUGAGAAACUGGCGCCUUUGUUCAUUAAACGACGUAAAACGGAUCCUGUCAUCGCGGCGGCUAAACAAUUGUUUUUGCACUCGGAUAUGAUUGACAUAGAAAUUAAAAAUAUAAAUUGCAAGACGAACAACAGUAGCGUAUCUAAGUUUCUGUAUCCUACAAUCAGUCACGUGACACAACUGAAAAGUUUGGAAAAUUUGAAUCCGACUAAAUCGGAGAUCAAACAUAAAUUUUCGUUGAAGAUCAAAAAUAAAUAUUUGCCUUCGAUAGACAUUAACGAUUAUAAAUUUAUUAUUAAUCAUGAGAAAUUAGUGCGUAUACCUGACACGAAAAGUGAACCAGAAAAAGAAGAUCUCGAUCAAGUGUUAUCCGAAAUCGAGGAGUUUUGUUCGGACACUCGGGAAUUAUGGAAAAUUAUAUCGACGAUCAAGAAUGAUUCGGCGAAGAGAUCGCCGUCUCGAACGAGAAACAAAAAAUCGAGAUUGUUCGAGCAAAAUAAAACAGUCGCGAGAAACGAGGAGAAUAAAUUGCACGAUUGCGUAUGGACGUGUAAAUAUAAACCGAUGAGCGUGCAAGAAAUAGUUGGGAACGAAGAGGCCGCGGGAAAGCUGAAAACCUGGCUAAUUGGCUGGAGAGCGUCCUUAAAAACGAAUAACGACGAUAAUAGCAGCGACGAGUUUUACUCGUCGGACUGUAGUUAUUCUUGCAACAACGAGAAUAAUCAGAUAGCUGUGUUAUUAGGACCACACGGUAGCGGAAAGAGCGCGAGUGUUUACGCGAUAGCGGAGGAACUCGGCUACAGUGUUUUGGAAGUGAACGCGUCGUCUAAACGGACUGGAAAGAGAAUUUUGAAAGAAUUGGAGGAAGCCACGAAGUCACACCGGGUAAAAAAACAUAAGCACAAAUUUCCGCUCAAACAAGUCGCAAACACGAGCAAGAGCAAAGAGCCAAAAAUAUCACAAAACUCUUUAAUCCUUCUGGAAGAUAUCGAUCUCAUUUUUGAGGAAGACGAGGGAUUUGUUUCCGCUACGUAUCAGUUGGCGUUAAAUACUAAACGACCGAUUGUCAUGACGUGCAGAGAUAUGUGUCCUCACUUGAAUAAAAUGGCCCCGCAACAAAAUAAGAUUUACUUUCAGAAAGUAAAUGGCAACAGAGUGUCCGCCCUACUGCAAUUAAUUUCACUGGCAGAAAAGGGUUACAGACUUCCGCAUAAUUGUCUAAUGAAAUUACUACGCGCGGGAGAUCUACGACAGGCGCUUCUUCAGUUGCAAUAUCUGCUACUGUCAGGUCCACCGACAUUAUCCGAGCAAUCAAUGGUUGUAAACUCAUCGCUUUGGCAGGAUGUACAAUAUCACUUGUACAAGCCCGUGAUCAAGUUAGAUAAGAAGCGUAAAACAGAAAAAAAAAAUAAAAACACGAAAAAAUCCAAUACCGCGUGUAUACUGGACAAUUUGGCAGAUGAUUUGGACAAUAUAUCUCUGGCGUCAUCUUUACUCGACACUGAAGACACGACAUUGAGUGUAUCGGAAGAGAAAUCGCAACCCAACUUAUCUUUGACCGAAAGUGUAUUGCUUUAUUCUGCUUCGCGUGAUUUGAACACAAACAUAGCGAAUUUUUUAAGCAAUCAAAUGCUAUAUAAAAACUCGAAACCAAACGAAAACAUGCAAAGUCAAAGCAAUAUUAUUCUAAGAAAGCAAUUGAACCGAGGAGUGGAUCAAGCUCUGUCACAAGUUACAUCUACGUGCUUAGAUCGACGAAUCAUGGCACUGGAUUAUCUUCCAACCGCUAGAACAAUAUGUCGCGCGGAGGAAUCACGCUUCGCCAUCACUAAUAAACGGGGUAAUAGAUUUUUUCAUUAUCUUCGUAGUCUCGAGAACGUAUCGGCUGUGUGGAUGAAGCCAAAUAUUUUAGCUGCCGCGUGCAAAACGUUACAAGAAAAAGUUAAUAAAACCACAGCUCUGCAAACGUAGUGUCAAUAUACUUUCAUCGCGUCAUCAUCUUUUUGUGUACUGCUGUAUAUACAUACAUAUGUGUAACACAUAUACAAUCGGGGUUUAAUUUUUUCCCAUAUCAUUACGAUGUAUCUGUAUGUAACACGACGUAUCUGUGUCGUCUAUAAAUGUCAUAGUUUUAUUUUUCUCUUCUCAAUGCUUUUUAAUAAAAAUAUUUUAUUUUUACAUUUUUUCACCAGUCUAUUUCUUUCCAUGCAUUUUGCUUUUUUUACAGUUUAGUAAAAGAAGUGCAAAAGCAUGCGUGCUUGGAAUCUUAUAUGUGUUAAAUUAAAUAUUUAUAUAUUAUCUUGUUCUAU
Molecule: messenger RNA, 4133 nt
Organism: Pseudomyrmex gracilis
Lineage: Eukaryota; Metazoa; Arthropoda; Insecta; Hymenoptera; Formicidae
Gene: elg1
Product: ATPase family AAA domain-containing protein 5
Exons: 6
Coding region: 334-3795 (1153 amino acids)
Cellular component (GO): nucleus
Molecular function (GO): ATP hydrolysis activity; DNA clamp unloader activity; DNA binding
Source: RefSeq, a predicted model, not a curated record